Messenger RNA from Balaenoptera musculus (blue whale), 1137 nucleotides. RefSeq names its product sperm associated antigen 7 (gene SPAG7). Gene Ontology annotation, molecular function: nucleic acid binding. The record is from RefSeq and is a predicted model, not a curated record. Lineage: Eukaryota; Metazoa; Chordata; Mammalia; Artiodactyla; Balaenopteridae.
CCGGCGGGAGGCUGCAGGCGCGCGGGGCAGGGAUCUAAGCCGCGCCGGGGCGGGUGCGUGCUUUUCCGCCUCCGACGUGUUUCCGGCCUUAAAGGCAUUUUGCCCUUCCCUUUAAGACGCGCCGCCCCCUCUCAGUCACUCCCAAGAUGGCGGACCUACUGGGCUCCAUCCUGAGCUCCAUGGAGAAGCCACCCAGCCUCGGUGACCAGGAGACUCGGCGCAAGGCCCGAGAGCAGGCAGCCCGCCUGAAGAAACUACAGGAACAAGAGAAACAGCAGAAAGUGGAGUUUCGUAAAAGGAUGGAGAAAGAGGUGUCCAGAUUUCAUCCAAGACAGUGGCAGAUCAAGAAAAAGUUUCAGCCGAUGAACAAGAUAGAGAGGAGCAUACUACACGAUGUGGUGGAAGUGGCUGGGCCUGACAUCCUUCUCCUUGGGGAAGAUGAUGAAUGUCGAUAUGUCAUGAUCUUCAAAAAGGAGUUUGCACCCUCAGAUGAAGAGCUGGACUCCUACCGUCGUGGCGAGGAGUGGGACCCCCAGAAGGCUGAGGAGAAAACGGAGGCUGAAGGUGAGUUACGCCUGGCAGAGCUGGCCCAGCGGCAGGAGGAGGAGGCAGCCCAGCAGGGACCUGUGGUGGUGAGCCCUGCCAGCGACUACAAGGACAAGUACAGCCACCUCAUUGGGAAGGGGGCAGCCAAGGAUGCGGCCCACAUGCUACAGGCCAACAAGACCUACGGCUGUGUGCCUGUGGCCAACAAGAGGGACACACGCUCCAUUGAAGAGGCCAUGAAUGAGAUCCGGCCAAGAAGCGGUCUGCGGCAGAGCGGGGAAGAGUUGCCACCUACCUCCUAGACACCCCAGCUCCCUGGGGCAGGGCAGAGGGCAGGGAAGGACGAGGCUGCUGCUAUUAGAACCCAUCCUGGAGCCCCACCUCUGAAGCACCUCCUAACAGCUGUCACUCAGGGCGGGAAAGAGGUGUUUGAUUUGUCACUGUUGGAGCUUGGAUGUCUCUGUGUGUGUGUAUGUGUGUGUGUGAAUGUACAGGUGGGUAUUUAAUCUGUAUUAUUCUCUGUUCUCCCUGGAAAUUUCUUUCCCAUGGGGCUGGGGUUACUUUACAUUAAAUAAACACUGUUUGACCCAA